GGAUUCUCCAGGUCCAGGCGCCUAGUCAUGAUGUAAGCUCCGGUUGCCUGGCAGACUCGGAAGUGGGAACUCUGGCCAGUGAGACUGUGGUGAAUCGUCGCUGCUGGCCCUUCAGGCUCUGCCGUUCCCCCAGGUCUGGAUGGAGGACACUUUAAAGUGAAAUGACAGACCAGGAGAAUAACAACAACAUCUCAAGUAACCCCUUUGCUGCUCUUUUUGGCUCCCUCGCUGAUGCCAAGCAUUUUGCAGCAAUCCAAAAGGAGCAGCUGAAGCAGCAAUCUGAUGAACUCCCAGCUAGCCCGGAUGACUCAGAAAAUAGUGUGUCAGAGAGCCUGGAUGAAUUUGAUUACUCUGUGGCCGAGAUUAGCCACUCAUUCCGUUCACAGCAGGAAAUAUGUGAGCAACUCAACAUCAAUCACAUGAUCCAAAGGAUCUUCCUCAUUACUCUGGACAAUAGUGACCCAAGCUUGAAAAGUGGGAAUGGUAUCCCCAGCCGCUGUGUAUAUUUGGAAGAAAUGGCAGUAGACCUUGAAGAUCAAGACUGGCUUGAUAUGAACAAUGUUGAGCAGGCUGUCUUUGCUCGCUUAUUACUUCAAGAUCCAGGCAGCCACUUGAUUAACAUGACUUCCUCUACAACAGUAAAUCUAUCUGCUGAUAGAGAUGCAGGGGAGAGGCACAUUUUUUAUUAUCUUUAUUCCUGCUUCCAAAGAGCCAAGGAAGAGAUUACCAAAGUUCCGGAGAACCUGCUACCCUUUGCAGUGCAGUGCAGGAACCUCACUGUGUCCGAUACACGAACAGUUCUUCUCACCCCAGAGAUGUAUGUUGAUCAAAACAUCCAUGAGCAACUGGUAGAUUUGAUGUUGGAAGCCAUCCAAGGAGCCUAUUUUGAAGAUGUAACUGAGUUUCUGGAAGAGGUCAUUGAAACCUUGAUAUUGGAUGAGGAGGUUCGAACAUUUCCAGAAGUCAUGAUUCCAGUGUUUGAUAUUUUAUUGGGCCGAAUAAAAGAUCUAGAACUCUGCCAGAUCAUGUUGUAUGCAUAUCUGGAUAUUCUUCUCUAUUUCACUAGGCAAAAGGAUAUGGCAAAGGUAUUUGUAGAAUACAUUCAGCCCAAGGAUCUUAGCAGUGGACAGAUGUACCAGAAGACCUUGCUGGGAGUAGUCCUGAAUAUCUCCUGCUUAUUAAAGACUCCGGGUGUAGUAGAAAAUCAUGGCUAUUUCUUGAAUCCAUCUCGUUCCAGUCCCCAGGAGAUCAAAGUACAAGAGGCCAACAUCCAUCAGUUCAUGGCUCAGUUCCAUGAAAAGAUCUACCAGAUGCUGAAGAACUUACUCCAGCUCUCUCCAGAAACCAAACACUGUAUCUUGUCGUGGCUUGGAAACUGUUUGCAUGCAAAUGCAGGCCGCACCAAGAUUUGGGCCAAUCAGAUGCCAGAAAUCUUCUUCCAAAUGUAUGCCUCGGAUGCCUUCUUUCUGAAUCUGGGUGCUGCUCUCCUGAAGCUGUGCCAGCCAUUUUGCAAACCCAGAUCCUCUCGUCUCCUCACCUUUAAUCCCACUUACUGUGCCCUGAAGGAGUUGAAUGAUGAAGAACGAAAAAUUAAAAAUGUACACAUGAGAGGUUUGGACAAAGAAACCUGUUUGAUCCCAGCUGUGCAGGAGCCAAAGUUUCCCCAGAAUUACAACCUCGUAACAGAGAACCUUGUUCUCACAGAGUAUACCUUAUACCUGGGAUUCCACAGGUUGCAUGAUCAGAUGGUAAAAAUCAACCAAAAUCUGCAUCGGCUGCAGGUUGCCUGGCGGGAUGCUCAGCAAAGUUCUAGCCCUGCUAGUGACAACCUCCGUGAGCAGUUUGAACGACUGAUGACCAUCUAUCUUUCCACCAAGACUGCCAUGACUGAGCCACAGAUGCUGCAAAACUGCCUAAAUUUGCAGGUGUCCAUGGCUGUUCUACUAGUUCAGCUGGCCCUAGGCAAUGAGGGCUCACAGUUGAUCGAGCUGACUUUUCCUCUGCCAGAGGGCUACAGCUCUUUGGCUUAUGUGCCAGAAUUUUUUGCAGAUAACCUGGGUGAUUUCCUCAUUUUUCUCCGCCGCUUUGCUGAUGACAUCUUAGAGACAUCAGCAGAUUCCCUGGAACAUGUCCUUCACUUUAUCACCAUUUUCACUGGAAGCGUAGAAAGGAUGAAGAAUCCCCAUCUAAGGGCCAAACUGGCUGAGGUGUUGGAAGCAGUGAUGCCCCACCUGGAUCAGACCCCAAAUCCCUUGGUAUCCAGUGUGUUCCACCGAAAACGUGUGUUUUGCAACUUUCCCUAUGCACCCCACCUUGCAGAAGCUCUAAUCAAGGUCUUUGUGGACAUCGAGUUUACAGGAGACCCCCAUCAAUUUGAACAGAAGUUUAAUUACCGCCGUCCCAUGUAUCCCAUUCUAAGGUACAUGUGGGAAACAGAUACCUAUCGAGAAAGCAUUAAGGAUUUGGCUGAUUAUGCCUCUAAGAAUUUAGAAGCCAUGAAUCCCCCACUUUUUCUCCGCUUUCUUAACCUGCUGAUGAACGAUGCCAUCUUCCUUUUGGAUGAAGCCAUACAGUACUUGAGCAAGAUAAAGAUUCAACAAAUUGAGAAGGACCAAGGUGAAUGGGAUAGUCUGACUCCAGAAGCCCGUCGAGAGAAGGAAGCUGGCCUACAGAUGUUUGGACAGCUGGCACGUUUCCAUAAUAUUAUGUCCAAUGAAACAAUUGGCACCCUUGCCUUUCUGACAUCAGAGAUCAAAUCACUUUUUGUGCAUCCUUUCCUGGCUGAGCGCAUCAUCUCCAUGCUGAACUACUUUCUGCAGCAUCUGGUUGGCCCCAAGAUGGGGGCCUUAAAAGUCAAGGACUUCAGUGAAUUUGACUUCAAACCCCAGCAGCUCGUAUCAGACAUCUGCACUAUCUACUUAAAUCUUGGGGAUGAGGAGAAUUUCUGUGCCACUGUGCCUAAGGAUGGACGUUCCUAUUCCCCAACUCUCUUUGCACAGACAGUCCGAGUCCUGAAGAAAAUAAAUAAACCUGGGAAUAUGAUUAUGGCUUUCAACAAUUUAGCAGAGAGAAUCAAGUCUCUAGCAGACCUUCAACAACAGGAAGAGGAGACCUAUGCAGAUGCCUGUGAUGAGUUCCUGGACCCCAUCAUGAGCACACUGAUGUCUGACCCUGUGGUACUGCCAUCUUCCCGAGUCACUGUGGAUAGAUCCACCAUUGCCAGACAUUUGCUCAGUGACCAAACAGAUCCCUUUAACCGUAGUCCCCUCACCAUGGACCAGAUCCGGCCAAACACAGAACUAAAAGAAAAAAUCCAACAGUGGCUCGCAGAGAGGAAACAACAACAAAAGGAACAACUGGAAUAAAUACUGUGACCUAAACAAACCAAAAACCAACCCCAGAGUAUAGAUAAACAAUUGUUUGUGAUUUC
Molecule: messenger RNA, 3430 nt
Organism: Artibeus jamaicensis (Jamaican fruit-eating bat)
Lineage: Eukaryota; Metazoa; Chordata; Mammalia; Chiroptera; Phyllostomidae
Gene: UBE4A
Product: ubiquitination factor E4A
Exons: 20
Coding region: 162-3365 (1067 amino acids)
Biological process (GO): protein polyubiquitination
Cellular component (GO): nucleus; cytoplasm; ubiquitin ligase complex
Molecular function (GO): ubiquitin-ubiquitin ligase activity
Source: RefSeq, a predicted model, not a curated record